This is a messenger RNA of Nematostella vectensis (starlet sea anemone), 775 nucleotides long. RefSeq lists its product as uncharacterized. The transcript has 7 exons. Lineage: Eukaryota; Metazoa; Cnidaria; Anthozoa; Actiniaria; Edwardsiidae. Gene Ontology annotation, biological process: mitochondrial electron transport, cytochrome c to oxygen. Gene Ontology annotation, cellular component: mitochondrial inner membrane. The coding region runs from base 49 to 654 and encodes 201 amino acids. Gene Ontology annotation, molecular function: enzyme regulator activity. The record is from RefSeq and is a predicted model, not a curated record.
UGGAGACUUAUUGAGAGAACCUGGAACUAGUGUUCGCGUCUUUCCAAGAUGGCGGCUCUGAGGAUGCCAGAGAAAUUUGCCCGUUUUGGUAGAAGAUUUCAACGCUUAUUUAGCACUGGUCAAUGUCAGCAAGGGAGCUUCAAAGCAUUCCUCACAGAAGAAGAGGGACUUGCAAAGAAGACAUUUGACAACUGGAAAAAGAUUUCCUUCUUUAUCGCUGCACCAGCCUGUGUUUUCCUUGGUUACAAAGUGUUUUUUGUUGAUCAUGAAGAGCACCCCAUGGAAGACUCCUAUAUUCCAUAUUCACAUCUGAAAAUCAGAAAUAAGCCUUUUCCAUGGGGCGAUGGCGAUCGCUCUUUGUUUCACAACAAACAUACAAACUUUGGCUUUGAGAACAAUGAGGAAGAGGAGGUUGUUGAUGAGGUCCCCAAGGAGGAGGAGUCUAUCAUCACCAAGUUAAUUGUGGAAUAUCUGAUGGAUGACCCUGAGAAAAACAGAAAAACCAAGAAUGAACACAUGGCUCUCAUCAGGAAACGAGCAGAUGAAUACUUGGAGCGGAAGAGACAUAAAAACCACCCUCCAGAGCCCAUCGACCUCGAGGAAAUUCUGCGAGAGACUGUCCGGCCCAAGGAGAGGGGUGUGGAUGGAUACUAAAGUGUUAUUAACCGUCCAAAUCUAAUGUAUUAUUAUUUUUAGUCUCAUGUGAAAAUCUUGAGCUAGAGUGAUUUGUAAUUACCGUUUUAUGUCUUCUAAAUAAACAUGGUUCUUAUUGUAA